Pundamilia nyererei is the source of this 2557-nucleotide messenger RNA. RefSeq names its product protein eva-1 homolog C. The record is from RefSeq and is a predicted model, not a curated record. NCBI's taxonomy places the organism in Eukaryota, Metazoa, Chordata, Actinopteri, Cichliformes, Cichlidae. The transcript has 9 exons. Gene Ontology annotation, molecular function: carbohydrate binding. Bases 242 to 1504 code for a protein of 420 amino acids.
CACAGGAAAUAUAACUCAAAAGGAGAGAGAUCAUGGAGAAAAAGUCCUCCUCCUUUUUCUUUUUAAAUGUCUUCGGAGUCAUGGAGGUUACUUUCCAAGUGUUUGGAAAUCCGAUGUCCAUUUCUGCUCACUCAUAACACAUCCUCUAAAAAAGAAUGACCACCUCUGGGAGGCAGUCAAUCGCACAAACAGCCUAUUACCACACAAACCCUGUUGCAGGGUCUAUUGCAGGAUAUUCACAAUGACAGCGUCUUGGAGUUUCUGCCGCUCUUUUUGUCUCCUGCCUCUCCUCCUGGCUCUGAAGAUGCACACAGCACGUUCGGCUCCUGAUUUCUCUCUGUAUCUUCACAGCAUUCUGAAAAACCACACGGCUCAUGCUUGUGAAGGAGAAAUUCUCAUCAUCAAGUGUCCCUCCAGGACGUCUGUGGCCAUCCUAUCAGCCUUCUAUGGACGCCGUGUUCCCAGUCAGCAUUUAUGUCCUCCUGCAAGCACAAACACAACUGCGGGGGAGGACACAGAGUGCACUUCCUCAGUUGCUAUCGAGAAAGUGCUGUCAGAGUGUCAGGAUCGGCGGUCGUGCCACAUUCCCGUCUUAAGUCCGGUGUUUGGCCAGGAUCCCUGUCCCCUCACCACCAAGUACCUCCUAGUCUCCUACAAGUGCAGACCAGAGCACCACCGCACACGACUGGUGUGCGAAAAUGAGCGUUUGAGGCUGAUGUGUAAAAAUGAGACUGUCAUCGCAAUCUACUCUGCCUCAUUUGGACACCUGCUGCACGGCAGUCCUCACUGUCCUCAGGAACCUGGAUCAAAGGCUGACAUGGAGUGUUUGUCUCCGGCGGCCCUGAGGAAAGUGUCACGCAGGUGUCACAGCAGAGCAAACUGUUCACUAAUAGCCGAUACUCGAACCUUUGGGGACCCGUGCUUCCCCGGCACCAGGAAACACCUGCGGGUGUCCUUCACAUGUGUCCCCAGAUAUCUCCUAGAAGAUGUGGGUCAAGGUCCAACAGAUCCUUUCAUGAUCUCAGAUUACACACACGGUGGAUGGUACACUGGCCCCACCUACAGGCCUCAAAAUGUGUUCUUAACCAACUCUCUGGAGAUCUUUGACAAAAUACUGGGUCUCCCAGAGCGAGUUGCUCUCUACUUUGUCUCCGGCAUCUGUGCUGGUCUCGUGUUCCUGCUCUGCCUGUUUGGUGUUCGCUCCACACUUGUGAAAGACGUUAAAGAUCUGGUUUCUGACCUGAAUGAUGAGCUGAAAGCAUCUCGCAGACGACGCAAGGAGCUCAUGGAGGACCUCUUUGAAGAGGAUGUCUCUGACACAUCUUCUUUCCGCCGCCUCACACAAUCCUACCGGACAACUGACGUCCUCAGUCCACCCACUUUAACAGUAGAGAUGGUUGAGUGGGAGGAGGAACACACUAGGGAUCUGCCCAAUGGAGACAUUUGGCCACACAGAGACUCCAGCCCUUACGCUAUUCACAAGAUUAAAACCUACAACAAUUGAGAGUAAAGCAUCAGUAUACUGCAUUAGAACGAUAGUUGCUAACUGAAAUCAUACUGAGAUAGUGCUUUUACUGUAAAUUGGACCUAUUAUGCUCAUUUCCAGGUCCAAACUUUCACUCCUCUACUCUUCUAGAGGAGCUUUGCAUGACUCAAAGUUCAAGAUAAUCCUUAUUUAUCUUGAGCUGGGUCCUUAGUUCAUUCACAGUCUGAAACGAGGCAUAUGAACUCCUCUUCCUCCAAGCCAACUUUCUUCUGAUUGGGUGCCCCUCACAAACUCAAAGCUUAAGCAUUAGGUGGUUGGUUCCUAAGUGCCAGAGAUGAAUUAGGGAAGUCCCCAAUCUUUGACAUUAGGCAAAGCCAAGAGUAGAAAAUAAAGUCUGAAUUUGAGUGUUUAGAACAGCCUGAAGGGAACCUCUUGUACAUACAAUAACCUCAUUAUUUAAAACCAGUUUAACCUGAACAGUAAUGAGGUAUAUGUGACAGAAAAUAAGGGAAAGGAUGAUAGCUUCUCUCUAAAUGUAACUGAACCUCCUAAUCUGUCUCAAUGCAUGAUGACACUACUAAAAUACAUGAAAACCUAAUGGUGGUUGAUUACAAUCAUAAAGAUUAACAUCACAUGUUUGUUGUUUCAAUUAAUUUCAAAUGCUGCUGUGUUUUAUGGAAUAACAGUGGACGUGCCACUGAUUUAACUUUAAUAACUUCAAUGCAUUUUUGCGGUUACAAUAUGGAAAACCAGUAUUUUCAGUGCACUGUGUGACUAAUAAAUCAUUGGGUGACUUAAUGCCAUCUUUAAUGUUUCAUUAAAACGUACAAAAAUAAAGCUGCUCUUUUGUGGGGGAAACAUUUCAUAUUAUUGCUGAAGGAUGGAGAGUUAAAUGUAGAACAGUGCAAAACCAAAUCCUCAAAAAUAAAUAUAUAAAUUGAAUAAUUUCCAAAUAUCUACUAACAACUAUAUUUUGAUUCUUUGUUAAAUUUUUGUGCCUUUUUGGAUUGAUAAAAGUGAUUAUAUCUGAUUAACUGAUAGAACUACAACACAAAAGUUGUGCAAAAGUCC